Spizellomyces punctatus DAOM BR117 is the source of this 1951-nucleotide messenger RNA. RefSeq lists its product as uncharacterized. The coding region runs from base 27 to 1745 and encodes 572 amino acids. Gene Ontology annotation, biological process: polyphosphate catabolic process. The transcript is spliced from 4 exons. NCBI's taxonomy places the organism in Eukaryota, Fungi, Chytridiomycota, Chytridiomycetes, Spizellomycetales, Spizellomycetaceae. The record is from RefSeq and is a predicted model, not a curated record. Gene Ontology annotation, cellular component: fungal-type vacuole. Gene Ontology annotation, molecular function: endopolyphosphatase activity; exopolyphosphatase activity.
CCUUCUUGUGCAAUCUUCUUCCAUCAAUGCUGCGUGACAAAGGACCAUCCCUCCUCCUAGCCCUGCUGCUGCCGUUGCUGGCAGUCGCAGCACCAUCUGCCAAGCCGCCGAGCCACGUUUCCAAACGUUUUCUUCACAUCACUGAUAUCCACUACGACCCAUUUUAUGUCCCGCACAGUGACCCAAGCACCCAAUGCCAUCGUGCCCCGGCGUCACAGUUUUCAAGCGAUACUUCCAGCGCUCCUUCAGUCAGUCACUAUGGUGCCUUGGGGACAACCUGCGAUAGUCCGUUACCUCUUGUUGAAGACACGUUCACAUCCAUCAAGCGGGAAGUCCUCGCUAACCAAGAUAUAGAUUUUGUGUUUUGGACAGGGGACUCUAGUAGACAUGAUCGAGAUAAAUCUUUUCCUCGCGAUGCAUCGGAAGUCGUUUCACAAAAUUUGGAGAUCGUGUAUUACCUCCAACGCACAUUUGAUCUCUCCCGAACCAUCAUUAUCCCCUCUAUUGGUAAUUGGGAUGUAUGGCCUUCCAAUGCUCUGGAUCCCGGGCCAAAUGUUGGACUCCAGCGAUUAUACAAGACUUGGCAGCCGGUUUUAGACGAAGGCGCCAGCCCUGAUGACAACAUCCGUACAACAUUUGAGGAAGGUGGCUGGUUCAAACGUACUCUCGUGAAAGGUCAAGUUAUUGGCCUUAGUUUGAAUACUCUGUACUGGUAUGAGGACAACCCGAGUGUAUCAGACUGCUCGGUCUUCGAGCGGGGCAAGGCUCCGUCGACAUCACUUCAUCCGGGGGAUGUCCAAUUUACUUGGCUGGAAGCACAGCUCAAAGCUGCCCGCGUUGGUAAUGAAAGAGUAUUUCUCCUUGGCCAUGUACCUCCAGCCGACUACAGCAAUUCACCUUUAUACCGACGAAACUGUUAUAAAUGGUACCUUCAUCUCACGGGAGAGUAUUCGGAUGUCAUUCUUGGGGCAUACUACGGCCACGUCAAUAAGGACGUUGUGAGUGUGCUUGUGCGCGCCGCGCAUGGUACGGUGAAUGAGAUCAACGAGACGCCGUACAGUCUUCAUGCCGUGACAGCAAAGACGUUGAAGAGGUUGAAAAUGGACAAGCUCAAAGUUGUUGGGACCGUAAGGACUUCUUCCUCCAUCGUUCCUGUGCACAAUCCUGGAUUCCGGACAGGGAUAGUAGACAUCGGACGCACCGCAAUUAUUUCUGAAGAAGUGCUGUGGUAUGCGGAUCUUGUUCGGGCUAACGAAAAGCAUGCCAAGGACCCAGGAACCGAUACACUACAAUACCGCAGCGCAUGCAAAACCAGAUCCAACUUUAAAAUGCAUAACCUUACAGCAGAGGGGUAUACCGAUUGGAUACGCCGCAUGCAGGUUGAGGAGGGUAUCCUUCCAGACAUAUCGAAGAAACCGAAGAAAGACCGCCGGCACAUGCUGGAGUUGUACACACUCUGCAUGGACUCUAAUGAAAAGCUCCCGAGGGAGGAGGAGGAUGAUUCUUCCCACUUGACACUGUCGCCUACUGCUGUACGAGCGAUUUUAUUGACCGCCACGAUCACCUUUUUGGGUGGUUUGGGAGGUUUUUUCUUUUACGUUCGCCGACUGGAGGAGCGCGGCACCGUAUGGGAACGACAACGCCUAUUGUUCACGGAAGUAGAGCCGGAAAGCGUCCGGCGGGCUCAAAGAGCAGCGUUACGAGUGAGGGAGAGGGGAGUGGAUGUUCAUGGCGUGACCAUUUAACUGUAUUUUCCGUAUCCACCACAUCAAUGUUCAUGACCCUUUGGAAUUAUCUAAAUCAUAUUUUGGCCCAUGCGGAUAUCGCCAUGAUUGGCGUAUUCUGCAAGAGGAACCUUUCAGAAUAGUUUGAGAAUAGCCACAUGUUUUCUUGAGUUCACAGCCAUGCGUUCUUAUCAUGGCCAAUCAGAACGUUGUGUUUUCUGUUUGCC